Monosiga brevicollis MX1 is the source of this 1248-nucleotide messenger RNA. RefSeq lists its product as uncharacterized. Gene Ontology annotation, molecular function: RNA polymerase II CTD heptapeptide repeat phosphatase activity. Lineage: Eukaryota; Choanoflagellata; Craspedida; Salpingoecidae. The transcript has 6 exons. Bases 475 to 1248 code for a protein of 257 amino acids. The record is from RefSeq and is a predicted model, not a curated record.
GCGCAAGAUUUGCACCAGCUCUUGGUCUUCUUUCAGUCCCGUCUUGUUCUUGUUGCCGUUUCCUCCUCUUGAUUGCACCGCCCGUCUCCUCCCCCAUUGAGCACCGUGAUCGAGUGCGCGACGUGCAUAUAUUUGUUCGGAACUUGACGCCGGCGAGUUGGACCAGUUUCCUUCUCCCACUUCUCUCCCGCUUUCCCCAAAGUCUGGUUGCCAUUGGCCAGAGCCUUGGCGCACCCCGUUGCUUUCCUUCCUUGUCGCCCUCUUGUCGCCCUCGUCUCUCCUCGAAACGUCAAGCGCUACUCGCCAGAGAUCAGGUGUCACCACCUCUCCUUCUCCUUCUCCUUCUUCUUGUUGGACACGGUACCCGCGACUCUGGUCGUGCCUUUUGUGCGGGCGCGUCGCACGCUUGGUCUUGGUCGAUUUUGGAAUCGGGCAGACCAGCGCCCGACACAUUUGUUCAAAGCGGCACGUUCCAUGUCACUCGCGUGGGUCGGCGCCUGGUCUCGCGCGUUUGCUCCCAUUGCCUCGCGCCACUUGCGACAGCCUCGCCCUCGGUUGGCCCCCACCCUCUCGCUUCCGCUUCACCGGGCGGGCGCCGCCGCCGUCGCCGACAUGUCCACCAGGGGCAUCAUCACCCAGGUCGACGAGAGCGGAAGCUACGUGUCUGAUGAACCUGCACAGUCCUGGUGGCAGCGGAGUCUUUGCUGUUGUACGGGUCGCAAGCCCGAGCAAGUCGUCACUCACACACGCCAAACUCAGGCCCAAGCUGCCAACCCCACCCCUCUCUAUGGCCCGCCCGUUCCCAAUGCCGACUUUAUCCUGCCCAUCGAGAUUGACGGCACCACGCACAAUGUCUACGUGCUGAAGCGCCCCUUUGUCGAUGAGUUUCUCGAGGCCACGGGCAAACUUUUUGAAGUUGUGCUCUUCACCGCCAGUCUGCCCAAGUAUGCAAGCCCCGUCUCAGAUCGUCUGGAUCCGCAAGGAUUUAUUCAGCAUCGACUCUUCCGUCAGCACUGCGUCUUCCAUGAAAAUUCCUACAUCAAGGAUUUGAGUCGGUUAGGGCGCAAUGUGGACCAAUGCAUCAUUGUGGACAACGCGCCCAGUUCCUAUUUAUUCCACCCGCAGAACGCCGUGCCCAUUGAAUCCUGGUUCGACAAUCCGGAAGACACGGCACUCAGGGAUUUGAUUCCUUUUUUCACCCGCCUGGCCGAACUCAACAACAUCUACCCAGCCCUGGAAAUGGCCUAG